AUGGAGCCGGUCUCUUGCUUGCCCCUGCUGCCUUGUUCGUUCUUCCAGUCGAUGGCAGACGAAGAGGUGCUCCUUGUGGACUGUCGCGCUGAGAUCUCGAGGUCACUUCGGGCAGCCGCGCGCAAGAAGCAUGCUUUGGUCCAGUCCGAUGAUUGCUCGUUGGAAGUCUCGAUGUGCAACUCGCCGGACAUAGGUUUGGCUCUUCCCGUCGAAAAAAACGUCCAGCCACCGUUCGGUCGGGUCGGAUGUGAUCUUAGCCAAUCGAGGGUGUUCAGAACCUGCUCGGCCCACCAUUGUUUGUCCUCGAUCGGUUUCUUGCAGCCGUUAGUUGGUGGAGCCCUUCGUCUGUCAGAAGACAAGCAAUCGGUCGCCGCUGUCAGAGGGGUCACCAGAGGUGUCGUCGGAGAUGGUGGCCGGGGUCGAGGAUGUCUCUCCUCGCGGAGGAUGAGGGCUGUGACGGUUUGGCUCUUCCCGUCGAAAAAAACGUCCAGCCACCGUUCGGUCGGGUCGGAUGUGAUCUCAGCCAAUCGAAGGUGUUCAGAACCUGCUCGGCCCACCAUUGUUUGCCCUCGAUCGGUUUCUUGCAGCCGUCAGUUAGUGGAGCCCUUCGUCUGUCGGAAGACAAGCAGUCGGUUGCCGCUGUCAGAGGGGUCACCAGAGGUGUCGUCGGAGAUGGUGGCCUGGGUUGGGGAUGUCUCUGCUCGCGAAGGAUGA
Striga asiatica is the source of this 714-nucleotide messenger RNA. The record is from the annotation of a GenBank genome assembly. NCBI's taxonomy places the organism in Eukaryota, Viridiplantae, Streptophyta, Magnoliopsida, Lamiales, Orobanchaceae.